AAUGCGUAACGUAUUACGUCACGCGUAACAUACGCAACGACGUCUUUUUACGUCGGAACUUGUGUUUUGAACUGUUUGAAWCGGCAGAUAAGCUUCGGCAAACGGUUACGUGCUGAUUUUUUCAUCUCAAAUGUUAUUUUUGUCAUAUCAAAGUGAGAGUUAGUUGGUGUGUUGGUGGAGAAGAAAGGUGAUGUCUGAGGUUAAAGUUAACCUGACUAAAGCAGAAGCAGGAACACAGGAUGACCCUGCUGGACCACGUCCUGAUCCUGUGAGAACAACUUGCACUGAUGGGCCAGACCUGCAGGGCUCCUCUUCAACAGAUGUCAGCCCUUCACCUUCUGCUGAGCCCAGCAGCUUGUUGUCAUUACCUUGGGAGAUCUUAACKAACAUUGCUUCAUAUCUUCCUGCUCAGUGCGUCAUCAAUGUGUUGCCAAAGGUCUGUCAUCUGUUGAGUACUGUGAGCGAGGACAGCACUGCUUGGCAGCUACGAGCACAAAGACUAAUCGGGUCAAAAGCCAGCUUUCCCGUAGGACCGAGGGAGGACUUUGACUGGCCCGCAGCUUGCCUGGAGAUAGAGAAGCUAAUAACCUUCUGGACAGGUGAAGCACAACAUAAGGCUAGGCAGACCCAAGCGAAGGAGGAGGAGCGAGAUCGAGUGAGACUGAGGGGGCCAGUCGAAGAGGAACAGGACGCUGCCGGAGAGGAGGAGCUACAAGAGGUGGGAGGGCCAGCGCAGGAAGUAGCUUAUGGUGCUGAUGAAGGCGUAGAGGUAGUGGUAGAGGCAGAGGAUGGUGAAAUGCCGCCAGACAUAGAUGGAGACCAAUUGGCAAGACUGAGGAUUGAAUUAGAAGACAGGCUGGGGGAUGGUGCAGGAGAGUUGAUGGAAGAUGGAAGAAUGGCUUUAAAUGCUAAUGGGGGGCAAGAUGCAGGUCUUCUUGAUCAGAACAACUUCAUGAACUGGGAUAAUGAAGAACAAGCAGAUGUUAUCAACCAACAAGUCUCAAGAAGGCCUAGCCCACCCCCAGCAUUGGAGUGCAUUACCCUCCCUAUAAGCCACAUCACCAAAAUCAACUCAGUCCUCUUCCUUGACAGGGAGGGGGGUGUCUGUGCCACAGCUUCCAGGGACUGGAAUGUGAAAGUGUGGGAUGUGCAGGCCGGCUCUAAUGGCACCCUGCUGUACACGCUGGGAAGGCAGGGGGACUUCAGCUCCCAUCGAGGCUGGGUGUGGUGCCUGGCAUCGAAGGGUCCCCUACUGGCCUCGGGGGGCUUUGAUAGCACAGUGAGGCUGUGGGAUCUGCAGGCUGGCGGUGCCGACAGGGGCCUUAUCAGGACUGGAGCUGCUGUCCUCUGCUUGUCCUAUCAGCCUGAUGUGUUGCUGGCUGGUACCUUUGACAAGAGCAUCAGCAUGUAUGACACCAGAGCUGCUGAACCACUGAUUAAAAGCCUCCGUCUCCAUGGUAAUGCUGUACUGUGCCUAGCUGCAGAUGACAAAUACAUCAUCUCUGGGAGCCAUGACUGCACUGUGGCUGUGUAUGACCGCAGGGCAGGCAAACGCUUGAAGAAAACACAGCUCAGGUCCUAUCUGCUGUCCAUGAGCUACAGCGGUUCUGAGGUCUGGGCAGGAGACAACAGAGGUCUGCUGCACUCCUUUUCCAUGCAGGCUGGGUCUUUGAAGCUCCUGUCCCAGUUUGACGUGGGACACACAGCUCUGGUCACGGGUAUUCACCGGUCUCUGGGAAGCCUCUACAGCUGCUCGUCUGAUGGAACAGUCAAAGUUCACAUCCCCUGUGCUCCUCCAAGGACUUUAUGUACUCUGAAUUAUCCAGCUUGUGUCCACGGGAUGAGUGUGGAGGAUGGAGUCCUCGCCUUGGCCUCCGGUGAAGGUAUUGUGGACGUCUGGAGACCCAGAAAAUAAACCUGCAAGAUCUGCACACCAUGGCAGGCUGAAGAACAUAGGUCUUUAAAAAAAUGAGGAAAUAGUUUAAAUCUGAACUUUUUGCAUAACCUUAAUGCAAACGCCUUUGAAACCUAAUGCUUCACCUAUAUUUCAGUAUAUCAUAUGAAGAUAUGAAGAAUGUGAAAUCGACAAAGCAGUAAACGUUGUAAAACUGAUUCGUGUGUUCUUGAAACUUGGUGGUGGGUUUACUAUCUCAUGUUUGUUUAACUUUUUUAUGACUGAUAUAAAUUGAUUUCAAAUAUUUCACUGCAGAUACACUUUAUUUGUUAUAUUUAAGAAAUGUUAGAAUUUCUGACUUACUGUUGUACAACUGAGUUGAAGUCAAAAGCAUUUGAGUGUUUAUAUCUUUCUUUUGUCCUUUUGUAUAUAUUAAGUGAAGUAAUUGCUUCUUUUCUUUGGUACUAAUUGUGCCAUUAAAUCUUCUGAAAAUCCAA
Austrofundulus limnaeus is the source of this 2391-nucleotide messenger RNA. RefSeq names its product F-box and WD repeat domain containing 9 (gene fbxw9). Lineage: Eukaryota; Metazoa; Chordata; Actinopteri; Cyprinodontiformes; Rivulidae. The transcript is spliced from 8 exons. Gene Ontology annotation, molecular function: protein binding. The record is from RefSeq and is a predicted model, not a curated record. Bases 191 to 1915 code for a protein of 574 amino acids.